This is a messenger RNA of Dicrocoelium dendriticum, 1839 nucleotides long. Lineage: Eukaryota; Metazoa; Platyhelminthes; Trematoda; Plagiorchiida; Dicrocoeliidae. The record is from the annotation of a GenBank genome assembly.
AUGAUACAGUCCGAAGACAAGUUUGUGGACACCAACAUGCCAGAAGUACUUUUGCAGAAGCUUAAUGAAUUGCGCAUUAACGGACAGGAGUGCGAUUUCCGGCUCUACAACGACUCCGUCUCUUUUCAUACGCAUAAAUGUCUCAUUCGAGCAAUGUCACCCACCAUAGACAGGGCUUGUCAGGAAGUGGCUGGAAUGAAAGACUACAAGAUGGACUAUCUAUCGGAGCGUGGAUUGGAGACACUGGUGCAUUACCUCUAUUCCGGACAUCUUACGUUGACGGGUGAAAUUUGUAUGGAGAUACAUACAGCAGCAAUUCGGCUGGGAAUUACCUUCAUUGCGGAUUCAUGUGUGCGUUACCUCAAACAGCAUUUGAACAGCACCGAUUGCAUUACCCAUCUCCAAUACAGUGUCGAGAUGGGCAACGAGGAGUUGAAAAAUGUAUGCAUUCAAUUUUGUGUAGACAACUUUGAGGAUUUGAUUCAUCGCGAGGAUUACAUGAACAUUCCUCCCGAGGCAUUUUGUGCAAUUAUAUCCAGUCCAGAUCUUUACAUCCGGGAAGAAAUCGCCUUGUUUAAGGCUAUUCGGAAAUGGAUUGACCGAGAUCCGGACAAUCGUUCCUGUCAUGCUCAUCAGUUAAGCGAACACGUUCGUUACCAAUUGUUGGAUGUUCGCAGUCUGCUCGAGAUACUACAUUCACCGGCAAACGAGUGCUUCCACGAUCACAUUCAAAAAGCGCUGAUGGAUCUCGGAAUGUUGGCAGAGCAACUGGCUCAUCAGAAGUGGGAAAGGAAGCCGAAUGAAAACCGAAAUCAGGAACCCACACAAAUCGGCCUCCCCCGCGGUACAUCGAUUUCCUCCUCCCCUGUGUCCUCGCAUCACACUGAAGGUAAUUAUAUUUUGGCAAUUCUCGGUGGAAGAACUCAGGAUAAGAAGCUGCUACGAGAUAUUGUAUGUUUCCGAGCUCGAAAGUCUUCAUUCUCUUCUGGUGAAGAAACACGAGACUCAAGUCUGCCAGAUCGGGAAAGUCUACUAACAGACCCACAUUCCUAUUUCUACUUAACUCCAAUCACCCACCCGAACCUUCAAGCCCUGCCUUGUCCGAGGAAAGGUUUUGGCGCUGCAAAUGUGACCAACAAUGUAUUCCUCGUCGGUGGGAUGCCAACAAACGCAAUGCAUUCGGUGGACGUCUAUGUUAUUCCUCUCGAAGAGUGGAUGGUCGGUCCAACAAUGAAAGCCGGUCGCAGCUGGCAUGGUGUCACUUCAACUGAGCUGAUCGUCUACGUAACUGGAGGUCGCGACGCUACAGGUGGAGUCCUAUCCUCAUGCGAAAUGUUGGAUAUUCGAACUGAUAAGUGGCAAUGCUUGCCACCAAUGCCUAAAGCUCGAAUGAGCUUGGCUACGUGCAUGCUGAAUACGGAAUUGUACGUCGCAUGUGGCGUGGAUGAGACGUCUGUAGACUGCUUUGACACGGUUGCUGGGAAAUGGAGGGCAGUGGCUCCGCUCCCUGUAGUUCACGAGGCUUCCGCGUUGUUGAGUUGCCGAGGUGCGAUUUACCUUUUUGGUGGGAUGAACGCCUCCAAUUUUUUGCAAUGUGUACAUCGAUACGAUCCGGUAGACAACCGAUGGACGCAGGUAGCUAGUAUGCCUCAACCGAGUGCAUUUCAUGCUUCUGUGCUUUUGGAAGAUUACGCAUUCGUCAUCGGUGGAAGAAGUUCGGAGGGAUCACUCGGCGUAAUUCAAGUGUACAGUGUGAAUCAGGACCAAUGGCGUAUCCAGCCGCAGAUUCUUCCAAGUGCACGCUCCAGUAGCUGUGGGAUUGCGAUUGGACUGAAAUAA